GCGCCUCGAGGAAGCCGCGCACGCGAGUCGCGAUUAAACCGUAAAAAUAGCUGGUCCGCGUACCGUACGAUCAUUAGUCGUUGCCGCCCCGUAGCCCUAUACGCGAACCACGUAUCGCGGUUCUUCUGCUCGCAGUCGUGCUAUCGUGUACGUACACGCACGUACACACACGUACGCACGUGAUUCUUCGUGGUCCUCUUCGCUCGCUGAUGAUCAUCAGUUUGGUCGUAUCGCUUCGGAGUGACAGUUCGCGUGUUUGAUUGCUCGCGCAAUGUCGGCCGCGAUCGAUCGAUAGAAAUCGUUCAUUUGACGCGACAUUGAAAUUAAUCCUAAAAAGUGUAUUAUGUAAUAUCUAUGUUUAAAUGUUACAUUAUUCGAGAGAUCGAGCCAAACUUUUCAAACGCGGACGAGUAUCGCGUAAUUGACAGACAUGGAAUCGAUACUGGUCUACUUGGUCUACUUGGAUGCUCUUUCGCAUAUUUAUAUACGUGUAUAUCGUACAAGAUGAAACUUGACAAAAUUAUAUUAUCUCUGCUUAGAGACAGUGCCAAAGCAAAUGUUGGAAUCGCUAAUACUGGGGAGCAGAUGUGCUCGCAAUUUUAUAUAAUAUAAAAGCUGUACCCACGUGAGCGCAAAGUUAACUCAAUACUUGGAAAACGUAAGACAGAAGAGAGAGAGAGGAAGAGAGUGAUCUUUCGCUCAAACAAAUUAACGGUCUUUCCUUUCUCUUGUUUUUUUGUCAUCUUCUCAUUUUUUGUAAUACAUUUUUUAUUUACUCGUCUGAUACUGACACAGUGGACAAUUGCAAAAGACGCAAGUGAGCUGAUACUGAUCGCUGUUUGAGCGUCGCGCGAUGCUGUAGAUUGACGGUUUGAUUAGAGCAGAUUGAACGAGGUGCUGGUAGUAGUAGUAAUAAUUGCUCGAAAUCGAGCAACGCUUAAUAAAAUCUAGAAGAAACCGGGUCCGCACACAUGGCGCGUUUAAUAAACUAUGCUAUAAUGGCUAGAAUCGGAGUGGAUUAACGCAUGGAGAGAAGGGUAAUGAUCCUCAUGGAUCUUACAUUACAUUUCUACUGUUUUGAGAAAAACGUGAUACGAAUAUCAAAGCGAGGGAAACGUUUAAACGACGCAUAUAUUAUAAUAAUCGUAAUAGUAGAAACUCGUAUCGCGGCAAUUUGCACAGGCAGUUGCAAGUUACAUUUUUAUGCAAAUGCCUCACUUGCUUCGAGAUCCGUAAUUCGUGAUCCGUGAUUCGUGAUCAGUGAUCCGUGGAUACGGGUAUGAUGGCCGUCGCACACGUUACUUGUUGAAAAAAAAACUUUGUUUUCUAACUCGGCCAAAGUACAUGCCCCUCGUUAUACGUUAUUCCAAGAGGAUCCAUUCCUGUCUGGCCCCCUUAUGUAACCGAUGCUUCUAUCUUUGGCUUAUUACUGAAGAAAUAAAUAUAUCUCGCCGGCUUUUGUGAGAUCGGCUUGACGACGUUUCACGGCUACUUGAACAUUAUGCCGAUGAGAUCUUUCUCCAUCCCCGUAGCAGGCAACGCCGUUAAUACCGUUAUCGUCGUAGAUCUGAGCGCUGGAGGACAAAGAUUAAGGAGGCCAAAGGCGAUUGUAAUUCGGAUGUAGUUCAAGUUUUUCUAUACGUAUUGUAGGUACUUGUCUCGUCUGACACGUACGCGCUCAUACAUACGCGCUGUAAUAUGCAAGCUUCCACGUUUGUUUCCACGUUCGUAAGUGGAUUCGCGUUUGCCGAAACGCGGAAGACAAAAGCGCGCAGUGAGUGAAGAGUUGCCGAGCUGCGUGCAUGUCGCGAAAGACGAGCGCGUGGUCGUUGUCGAAAUUUCGCCUGGCAAGAAGGGAGGACAGGGAGAAUGGAUUCGAUUCGCGACUUAAAACGAUUGCUGUACGAGCGAACGGAAGCGUUGCGACGUCGCGACGAGACCGUCGAGGCACUCGAAAGUGCUCUCGAGGAACGCGACGCCACGAUCCGUUACCUCCAGAAUGAGAUCGACAAGUUCCGGCAGAUCGUCGAUCUGAGUUUGGCGUCCAGUGCCAUCGGUUCGAAUCCGAGACUGAAACGGCAAGCGAUAUCGGCGGAACCGCUCCGAGGCGAUACGAAACCGGUGAUCAAGUUUGCUAAACCGCGAAGAUCUCGCGAGUUGAUCAAGGCUGCCAUAUUGGACAACGAUUUUAUGAAGAAUUUGGAACUCACGCAAAUCCGGGAGAUUGUCGAUUGCAUGUAUCCUGUCACGUUUCCGGCUGGCUCGAUAAUUAUACGAGAGGGCGAUGUUGGCUCCAUUGUCUUUGUCAUGGAAGAGGGUAAGGUCGAAGUGUCGAGAGACGGGAAGUAUCUCAGCACUUUGGCACCAGGUAAGGUAUUGGGCGAGUUGGCAAUUCUUUACAACUGCAAGAGGACCGCGACGAUUACCGCUGCAACUGACUGCCAACUCUGGGCCAUCGACAGGCAAUGUUUCCAAACCAUUAUGAUGAGAACCGGUCUCUCGAGACAGGCCGAGUAUACGGACUUUUUGAAAAGCGUGCCAAUCUUCAAAAAUUUGCCCGAAGAAACCUUGAUAAAAAUUUCCGACGUUUUGGAAGAGACAUUUUAUAACAACGGAGACUACAUAAUCAGACAAGGAGCAAGGGGAGAUACGUUUUUCAUCAUCAGUAGGGGACAGGUACGCGUGACGAUAAAACAACCCGAUACGACCGAGGAAAAGUACAUCAGGACCUUGGGCAAAGGUGAUUUCUUCGGCGAGAAAGCUUUACAGGGAGACGAUCUCAGGACCGCCAACAUUAUCGCUGACGAUCCGGAAGGUGUGAGCUGUUUGGUAAUAGACCGCGAAACGUUUAAUCAAUUAAUUUCAUCCUUGGACGAAAUCCGAACGCGAUACAAGGACGAACUAGUGGAACGUAGGAGGCUAAAUGAGGAAUUCCGGGAUCUACGAUUACAAGACCUUCGGCCACUCGCGACUCUUGGCGUGGGCGGUUUCGGAAGAGUUGAAUUAGUUCAAAUUGCCGGGGAGGGCACACGAUCGUUCGCUCUGAAGAAAAUGAAGAAGGCGCAGAUUGUCGAGACGCGGCAGCAACAGCACAUUAUGUCGGAAAAGAGGAUAAUGAGCGAAGCGGACUGUGACUUUGUAGUGAAGCUUUUCAAAACCUUCAAGGACAGAAAGUAUCUUUACAUGUUGAUGGAGGCAUGCCUGGGUGGUGAAUUGUGGACUGUUCUUAGAGACAAGGGACAUUUUGACGACGGCACUACGCGCUUUUACACCGCCUGCGUUGUGGAAGCGUUCGAUUAUCUGCACUCCAGGAAUAUUAUUUACAGAGAUCUUAAGCCAGAAAAUUUACUUUUGGAUAGUCAAGGAUACGUCAAGCUCGUGGACUUUGGCUUUGCCAAACGAUUGGACCACGGACGGAAGACGUGGACUUUCUGCGGUACACCGGAAUACGUAGCACCAGAAGUUAUUCUGAAUAAAGGUCACGAUAUAAGCGCCGAUUAUUGGUCACUCGGAGUUCUCAUGUUUGAAUUACUCACGGGCACCCCACCUUUUACCGGCGCCGACCCGAUGAAGACGUACAAUAUUAUUUUGAAAGGAAUCGAUGCCAUAGAAUUUCCGAGAUCUAUCACGCGUAACGCUAUGGCGCUCAUCAAGAAACUUUGCAGGGAUAAUCCAGCGGAACGCCUUGGUUAUCAAAAAGGUGGCAUUAGCGAGAUACAGAAACACAAAUGGUUCGAUGGAUUUAAUUGGGAAGGUCUGAGAACGAGAACUCUAGAACCCCCAAUACUGCCACAGGUUCAAGGCGCAACGGACACCGCAAACUUUGAUGACUAUCCACCCGAUUCCGAUCCACUACCGCCCGACGACAUUUCCGGUUGGGAUAAUGAUUUUUAA
Messenger RNA from Ooceraea biroi (clonal raider ant), 3894 nucleotides. It is a transcript of the gene for, whose product is annotated as cGMP-dependent protein kinase for. Gene Ontology annotation, biological process: protein phosphorylation. Gene Ontology annotation, molecular function: ATP binding; cGMP-dependent protein kinase activity. NCBI's taxonomy places the organism in Eukaryota, Metazoa, Arthropoda, Insecta, Hymenoptera, Formicidae. The record is from RefSeq and is a predicted model, not a curated record.